GUGCCCAAGCAUAAGGACGAUAUGGUGGAACGUGAAUUCAAUCAACUUCUUGAGUCCGCCAGUUAUCUAUCUCAUCAGCUAGACUUUAACUACGCCAACGAUGACCCUAUCUCGUUGGGCCGAGCACUUGAAUGGAUCAUUAAGCUGCAAGAGAAGGCGGUCAAAGAAAAACACGUACAACACUUGAUGAUGAUCGGCGAAGCACAACGAGGGGUCAUCGCAUAUCAGACCCAUGUUUCGGAAUUAUUAGGCAAAAUACAAACCUACAAAGAGACACAUUCAAAACUCAUAAAAUCACGUUCACAACGCAGUGGAGAUUGUGAUGCGCUUUGAUACACGUUCCACUCAUUUUGAGUGGACCAAAGCCUGUAAGGAGUAUGAUGAACUUAUCAAAGAAGAAAAGGCACUGCAAGCUAAAUUGAAGGAAAUUGAAAGCAACCCUCCUAGUGAUGUUUACGUCUACUCUAAGGAUCGUCAAAUACUGGACUGGCACUUUCCGAAUCUGGAGUUCGCAAUGCCACACCUCUCAGUAAUCUUCAGUACCUUUCUUUCGAUUAUAAUGUCGUUGAAAUCGCUUAACUUUUUUACACAAAUUUUGCAACUUUUGAGAAUACAUAUAUGUAAGCAGGGAAAAAGUCGUCAAAUUUUGCAUAGUUGUAAGAAACCUAAAUUUUUGUAAACCCUAAUAAUUAAUUUUUAACUUUUAAUAUACAUCAAAAGAAGGGUAAAUCGAUUACCUUUCUCUCGAUUGUAAUGUCGUGGAAAUCGCUUAACUUUUUUACACAAAUUUUGCAACUUUUGAGAACACAUAUAUGUAAGCAGGGAAAAAGUCGUCAAAUUUUGCAUAGUUGUAAGAAACCUAAAUUUUUGUAAACCCUAAUAAUUAAUUUUUAACUUUUAAUAUACAUCAAAAGAAGGGUAAAUCGAUUACCUUUUUCUCGAUUGUAAUGUCGUAGAAAUCGCUUAACUUUUUUACACAAAUUUUGCAACUUUUGCAUAAAUGAAAGGAAUAAUAAAUGAAUAAAGCAAAUAAAAAUCGUUGUUUUCAGCCCUGGCCUUUCAAAACUCCUGCUCUUCUAAAACCCAGAUAAAUGCAACGAAGGUUUUAUAUUUUCAAGCACAGAAUUUAUUUAGUUUUUAGUAUAUUUUCAAUUAAUUUCGCUUAUACAUAUACAUCAGAGAUCAUGAAUUAAACUCAUUUUGCAUUUAUAU
This is a messenger RNA of Rhagoletis pomonella (apple maggot), 1212 nucleotides long. RefSeq names its product possible lysine-specific histone demethylase 1-like. The transcript has 3 exons. NCBI's taxonomy places the organism in Eukaryota, Metazoa, Arthropoda, Insecta, Diptera, Tephritidae. The coding region runs from base 22 to 333 and encodes 103 amino acids. The record is from RefSeq and is a predicted model, not a curated record.